AGAGAGGGAGAUUGCAUCUAUGCACAGUGAGUAGAGCGGAUGGAGGUCUUAGAUGUAUACAUGUAGAUGGUGACUUGGAGGAGCCCGUAGUUUUUCUCCAUCUCGUCUUCUGAGUCGAGUGUACUCCAAUAUUGCCGCAUAUAAAUACACAGUGUUUCUUGCGUGCGGAGCCGGUUUAUCGUGCCUCCCUAUUGCAAGUCGUGCAGUGCUGGAUAUGACAGGUGGCGACAUCGGGACGUACAGAAGCUGCACUAUGGCCAGUGCGAUCGUGUUUAUGUUGUCGGUGGCUGUUCUUGUCCAAGUUUCAAACUGUGGUCAUUUCAGCGGACAGUGUCACCCAAAUUUCUACAAGACGCCAACUUGUUUGGACACACCGGGGGCGUAUUUCUGCGAGUGUGGGGCCGGGUUCGACUGGAACAGCCAGCAAUGCAUAGCCUUGUCCAUAGACUCGCGUCUCGACUACACAAACAUCAGCAACAGUGCCCUCGUGAGCUAUGCCGUCCUCCUCGGCAAGAACUUCCCCUCCCUCCAGGCCUUCACGGUCGGCCUUUGGCUCCGCCUCAACUCCGCCAACGAGGGGGAGAGCGGGCGGAACAGCAGCAUUCUCUCCUAUGGCUUCUCGAGUCGGAACAGCGAGGAGCUGUGGAUCGGACUCGGGAGCAGUUUCAUCAUGCGGAUAAGAGGGAAGCAGUCGGCCGUUAAGCUCAGGCAGCAACUACCUCGUGACAAAUGGUUGCAUUUUGUCUGCACAUGGAAUAGCGAAGGUGGUCUUUGGUCGUUGUUCGUUGAUGGGCGCCUCAUCAUCGAAGGGGAGAACCUCGCGACGGGCGAGACCAUCCGAGCCGGCGGGGAGCUGGAAGUCGGCAUUCGUCGCGACCGCAACUUCACCGAGAAGACGGACAAGACGAUCGGCAACAAGCUCGUCAACUCUUCCUUCGACAGGGCGGUGUCGUUCAAGGGCGAGAUCAGCUACUUAAACAUGUGGAAGGGUGCCCUGGAGGCGAGUCAUAUCGCUGACAUGCACCAGGACUGUACCUUCAACUACUGCGGAGACGUGGUGGAAUGGGUGGAUUUCAGGAUCGGGACCAGAGGAAGUCUGAAGUUACGCUGGCCGUCUGGGGUCUUUGAUUCCUGCAUUCGAGACAAAGAGGAAGGGUGCGACACUUACUGCACUAAAACAAUCGGACCCCAGUGUAAACAGGAGUUUGCAGAAAAUAUCGAGUGGAACCACACGCCUGUGGGUAAGCGAGCUUCCAUGCCGUGCCCAGGUGACUUCAAUGGUCCCCUUGUGAAGGAUGCCUCGGGGACGUAUCAGAGUGUGGACACCAGACGAGGUUAUCGGAAGUGCCUGAAUGAGGCGGGACUGUGGGGAGAAGCGGACGUUUCUGAAUGCCUUGGGGAAGACACAAGAAGGCUGAAUAAUAAGAUUAAAAUGUUGUUAAACAACACGACGGAGGAGGGGCCGCUAUCGAACCGGUCUCGGCUUCUAGAGCUCCUAGAGGAGCUUCACCGGGAUGCGGUCCAGUAUCGCUCUAACCCGUCUGACAUCACGGCCGAUAUAGAGGGCGUCCGCAUGCUCUCUCUGCUCCAGAACGCCUCACUGGGCCUGGAAGACGACGGCAUCAACGCAUCGAUACGAGAGGGCCAGGGUUAUACAAGCAUGGAAGAGACAUUGCAGUUUGUCACGGUUGCGUGCAACAUCUUUGACAUAAUCCUGGACGAGAGGAACAAUCCGGGCUGGCGUCGGACGGCGCCACGAGGAGCCGAGGCCAUCAAGGUUCUGAAGGCCGUCCAUGAAUUCACUGACAUGGUCGCUAACAGCUUGUUGUUACACAUCAGAGCAGAGACCUUAAAACCAAGCGAAUGGUCCAUCACACGCAUCGGUUCCAAUUUCGCAUUUCACAUUCGAAUCGUGAAGCCAGAGAGUUUCGAGGGCCUUGUGUUACCGGACAGCUCGCCCGGUAUGGCGUCACUGAACGACAAAGAUGGAUACAUCGAUCUGCCAGAGACACUGUUUGAGGAAGCACCACUAGACGGCUGGCCGGAACAUGUGGCCAUAUCCUACACCAGGUACAACACUACCUUGCCCGAGUACUUGCCAAACCAUCCGGAGCCUGUCAUUGUGAAGUUCUACCGCGACAAAAUGAAGGAGCACCUUCACAAACACGACAACUUAAACAGCGUCGUCAUGGCAACCAGGGUGCACACCAAGAAAGGCCCCAUCGUCUUCAGUAACUCCUCAGAUCCGAUAAGUUACGUCAUGAAAUUCCGAAAGCUUAUGAAUAUCUCAAACCCAGAAUGCGUCACCCUUGGGGGUAAUCCUUUACCCAACGAGUGGGAGUGGGUGCAGCAAGGCUGCGAGGUGACGGAAAGCGACGGGGAGCAUGCUCAGUGCAGCUGCACCCAUCUUGGGGUCUUCGCCAUAACGACCGACAUGUACGACACUAAGUGGAGGCCGGAGGACCCGCCACGCUUUACGCUGACCGUAGCGUCCUACAUCGGCAUCUUGGUGUCGCUCUGUCUCUUCACAACGUCUAUGGCUGUCUUCAUAUAUCUCAGAUGUGAGACGGACACCGUUGCCGUGCAUCGUAACCUGGCUAUAUCCAUGAUCUGUCUACAACUCUGUUACUUUAUUGGAAUCACACGUGAUGAGAAUGAGACGGUCUGCAAGGUCUUCGCCAUCUCUAUCCACUUCUUCUUCCUGGCCACCUUUGCGUGGAUCUGUAACGAGGCAUUUAACCUCUACAUGGAGGUGGUCAACUCAAUCCAUGCCGACACACAGCAACAACGUUCUAUGCUGCGGUACUACAUCAUAGGAUACUUGUUUCCGGCUGUCCUUGUUGGUGCGGUGGCUAAGGUCAAAUGGGAUAACUACUUCUCUUCGGAUGUAUGUCUUUUGGAUCCUGUGCAUAUCUGGUAUUUGAUUGGACCAGCGUUGGGGCUCUCCGCGGUGACGGUGUUUGUCUUGGUGUAUACUGGUAAAGCCAUUAUGGAGAGUUCAUACUCGAAGGAUAGAGAGGCAAAUAAAAUCAUCGGGAAUCACUGUAAAGGCUGCUGGAUUCAGGGAGUUCUGAUGCUGAUAGCCUGGGCGUUUGCUAUCCUCUCCAUCAUGAUGUACAGCAUGAUACCUCAGAUACUCUUUGCCAUGUUCAACAUACUACAGGGGGCGUUUUUCUUUGUGUUCUUCUGUGUACUGAACGGGGAGGUCGUGGAGAUCCUGGCGGAACGUCGCUCGACGCUCGGCCUGACCGUUACGCCAAGCAUUCCGCGCUCUACCAAGUACAGCGUCUACCGUCGAUACGUUCCAAUCAAGGCUCUAGUAGGUACUGGAAAAUCAAAGAGGACCCAGCCUGUACCCCCGGCUGACACCCCGGCCAGCCCCAAGGAGGCGCGGCACCGCACCCCCUCCAGCGGUGACACCUCCCCCGACCUCAGGAACGAGGAGAUGUUAGGAGUCAAGGGACACCGAUUUGUAGCGGGGACCAGUUCGGGGCCAGACUCGCCCCUGAUCGGCAUGAGUAGUGCGCAGCUACAGAGGAAGUUUAAAGGGAAGAGACCUCGAACCGAAGAGACGAGUUUGGACGUCAUGGCCAUCCGGCCACCAAGCGGAUCCGUCACAGAGAUAGACGCUGGCGACAUUGUCACGACAGUCUGAUCAGCAGUGACGUUAAGUAGCAUUUUGAUCGAAAUAGAAAUUAAAUUUUACUAAACAUAAUUUCAUCACCCUAACUUACCCUAACUUAAACUGUCCCCUAACACACCAUCAAAAUUCAACCUCAUGUUUCACUUGAUUUUGUUGGACUGAGCUCUGCACUAGUAUUAUGACUGCGCUUUACAAAGGAUCAGGCAUACCGUCCGCCAUAAAUCAAAUUCCAACAGUUUGGAUGUUGAGUUACUGAAUAGUGUUGUGCUGAGGACUGCACUAGUAAACGUACAUAUCAUGUUUUUACAUGGGAUGAGGCAUACCACCUUAAUCAGAGUCCGCUUUAAUUUAAUUCUUAAUUAAUAAUUCUAUCUGCACCUGACACACAAAUUCCUGUUGCCUAAGUCAACGCAUGCGCUCACACGCAGUGCGUACAUCUUCAACCAUUUGAAGGCUGCACUUUAUAAGGAAGUAGAAGAAGAACAUUUUGGGUGUUGAGUUACUGAAUAGUGUUGGACUGAGGACUGCACUCGUAAACUGAUUAUGCUUUCAUGGGAUCAGGCAUACCACCAUAAUCAGAGUCCAGCAUUUUGCUGUUGACUUGUUAUAAUAAUGGUGUAGGAUUUUGCUAGAGUGAGGAAGGAUUCUUGUAAAUCACUCAAGGGAGUAGGGUGAACGAUAAUGUUGGAACUUUGAACUAUACUCGGAUCAACGCAGUAAUUUUUGUUUUAUCAAAAAUCAAAUUUAAAACUCCUGUGUCACGUCACAAAAUUUACUCAAAAGCAGUAGGUAUAAUUAUAGCUGGACAAGUUUUAGAUAUAAACAUGGUAAGUUGUUAUCAGAGCUAAACAAUACGAGUUGAACUAUUCUUUGACCCUCACUCCCUCAAAUCUUUCAAAAGCCGUUGCUUGUUUGGUCUGGACCAGUACAAGUUCUUUAAGAACGAAACAGAAUGAGCUCCUUGCAGAAAUAAACAGGGUAAGUUCCUAUCAGAACUGAACUAAAUAAUACAAGUUAUUUUAUAACUUAACAAUAUAGUUCUUUAAGAACUAAACAUGACGAGUUAUUUAAGAACUAAACGGGGUAAGUUCUUUAAGAACUAAACAGGGUAAGUUCUUAUCCGAACUAAACAAUACAAGUUCUUUAAUAACUACCAAAAAAAAACCGAGUUCUUUAAGAACAAAACAGGAAAUUAUUCAGACGUUCUCAAAAUCAUUUAAAAAAACUACAGCAAUUUUAAGCGUAGAUAAUUUCUCAGGUGAUUCUACUCCGUUUUGAGUCAAAUAAACCUACACCGUAGAGAAGGUGCUUCCUGUCUAAGGGCCUUUCUCAAACCUCGGCUUGGGCUCAGGCUUAGGCUUGGCCUUUAACCUGUAUUUAUGAGCAGCACGUAUUGCACGAACACCAGCAUGCGGAGCCUGCGCCGGAACCCAAGCCGAGGUUUGUGAAAGGCCCUAGUUCGCAAAAACCUUGAAACUCCACAGAAUGCUUUGUAGGUAAUGUCUGAACAUUUUUUGCUCUGUGGUCCACACUUGGUGUGUUAUGUAAAUUCAGUACAAAUAUUAUGUGUAGUUAACGACUAUGUUUAUUUAGCACCAAAGAAUUGUAUACCUUGAUUUUUUUUAUUUUACCGCAACAACUGAAAUUGAACUUCACAAGGAACCGUCUAGUUCUCAAGUUUCUUCCUUGCUAGGUUUCGUAGUCAGGCCUGAUACUGAUACUUCACGGAGGCAACGGAGGCAAUUGCCUCCAUGCCCUGGUUGUUGCCUCAAUGCCCCUGAAAUUUUCCUGUAGAAAUGACCCUCAUAGAGGCGCCCUUUUUAGUAACGAAAAAUGUAUUUUGGCCCCUGAAUGAGCUUACGUGUUAGGCCUGUAUGUAGCUCUCCUGGGCACUGUUUCAUAGAGCUGCUUAAGCAGGAAAUAAGUACUUACCAGUUUCCUGCUGAGCAAAAGUGAACAAGGUACCAGUCACAGAUGCUUCAUGUAGCAUAGUAUUUCCGCUGGUUACCUUAUUCUGUUAAGCACACUUUGUUGUUGUUAGCUACUCUAUGUGUUUAAGCUACUCUAUGUGUUUGCGCAGCUCCAUGAACUUGGGCAAAGAGGCUCAGUUUCAUAAAGCUGUCUAAAGCAGAAAAUAUUGCUGAGCAUUUUUCUGCUUAGCGAAAUUGUGUAGGACACCAGUUAGAAAUGGUACAUGGUAGAUGGUAUUGUAGCUGGUAACCUUAAUCUGGUAAGCAUAAUUUGCUGUGCUUGGCUAGUUUUUGUAAAGCAGCUCUAUGAUAAAAUGUAGGUCCUGGUUUGAAAGUGUACUUUGUGUUUAGAGGUGGGGUAUUUUUUAAUGAUGUGCAUGUAGUUAAGCAUUAACUGGUACUUACUUCAGAGGCUUUGCAGAUGUAUAUAUAGUUUAGCAGAUGAGACCAUUUUUAUGGUGUCUGACUGUUUUUGUACUUAGGUGGCAGAAGGCAGAAUAUAAAACUGUCCAAUAAAUUUCGGCUCAAAUUGUCCAACAAUCUUCCGCUGAAAUAUUUUAAUGGAGAGAAUUUUUUUAUGUUUAAAGGUAAAGUGUAAUAUGCGUAUUGUACGCACUUCUUUUUCUUGUCAAUGUAUUGCUUGUACGGUUUGUUUUAUCUUAGAGAUGUACAUCUGUAGGAGCAUUCGAACUUGGGUUUACUUGGUGUUUGUUUGUUAUGUAGACGUUUCCAUUGGAAGGAAUACACAUUGAUAUGGAUUCAAAUAGAGGUAACUUGGCUUCCAUUUGAUCGUACACACACUUGGAUAAACUGCCGGGGCAUUGAGCACCAGUUGUACAUGAGGGACUUUUCGUUUUCAACGACGGAUGGUUCUGCGACGGUAAAGAUGACAUUUGGCGUCAUCUGCGCAUGCGUC
Messenger RNA from Asterias rubens (European starfish), 6529 nucleotides. Its product is annotated as adhesion G protein-coupled receptor L3-like. Lineage: Eukaryota; Metazoa; Echinodermata; Asteroidea; Forcipulatida; Asteriidae. Gene Ontology annotation, cellular component: membrane. The coding region runs from base 215 to 3655 and encodes 1146 amino acids. Gene Ontology annotation, molecular function: G protein-coupled receptor activity. The record is from RefSeq and is a predicted model, not a curated record. The transcript is spliced from 25 exons. Gene Ontology annotation, biological process: cell surface receptor signaling pathway; adenylate cyclase-activating G protein-coupled receptor signaling pathway.